AUGGCGGCCGAAGUAAUACAGAAAUUAUCACUCGAGGACAAAGUCUCCUUGCUCGCAGGCGCCUCGUACUGGCGCACGGCUAGUCUACCAGAAUACGGAAUAAAAGCAAUCAAAACGAGCGAUGGUCCGAACGGCGUCAGGGGCGAAUCCAUUCACGCGUCCACAAAAGCUUCAUGCUUUCCAUGCGCGGCAUGUGUUGGCUCGACGUUCAACUCUGAACUCGUGUUUCAGAUCGGCCAAGCAAUUGGUAAGGAAUGCAAGGUGAAAAAUGUUGGGAUGCUCCUCGCUCCAACAAUCAAUCUCCAUCGGUCUCCUCUGGGUGGCCGAAACUUUGAAGCAUACUCGGAAGAUCCAACACUUUCCGGGCUCCUCGGUGCAGCAUUUGUGAAUGGAGUGCAGUCAGAAGGCGUGUCGGCUUGUCCCAAGCAUUUUUUGGGAAACGAGUGUGAGACCGAACGCAAGAAAUCCAACACUGUGGUAGAUGAAAAGACUCUGAGAGAGCUAUAUGCCUACUCUUUUCAAGUACUUUUGAGCAAGUCGGCUCCUUGGGCAAUAAUGACAGCAUAUAACAAGGUCAAUGGUACAUUCAUGUCCGAGCAUGAGAAACUUAUCCAGGAAUUGUUGAGAAACGAGUGGCGGUUUGAUGGAAUUGUUAUUUCCGACUUUGAAGGCGUCUACUCUACUGUCCCUCCUGUCACCGCGGGCGUUGCCUUAGAGUUACCAGGACCCGCACGAUUUCGUGGCGAAUACCUUCUGAAAGCCGUGAAAGAAGGAAAUAUUUGUGAAUCGCACAUUGACUCCCUUGCUGCCGACGUUAUCAAGCUUGCGGCUAAGGUUGGUUCGGACGAGAAUACCAGCCCCGAGAGAGACAUCACAAGAGAGGAAACCCCAGCAGAGCUGUUACGAUCAGCGGCUUCAGAAGGAAUUGUGCUGCUAAAAAAUCACGAGAAUUUGUUGCCGCUUUCAACCUCUUCGCCUCUCAAGAUAGCUGUGUUUGGAUCUCCUGCCUCACAACCGGUGAUACACGGCGGAGGAAGUGCGUCUAUGACUCCGACAUAUUGCAUUUCCCCAAUUGAAGCUCUGCGGCGAAAAUUUGUCAACGCGGACAUCCAAUACCAUUUAGGAGUUCCCAUUUUCAAGAAGAUACCUUCCGCUAGUCUUGAUGUGAUGACUGCUCCGAGCACUGGGAAACCUGGCGUCGAUUGCUAUUGGUACAAUGGCUCGGAAUUUUCCAACGAUAAUCUUAUCCACCACGAAAUCCUAGAGCGAACACGGACAUUAGUCAUUGAUAACCGGAUCAAAGAUUUGUCUCCGCAGCACUGCAGUCGUAUGCGCUUCGUCCUCAAACCCCGAACCAGCGGCACUCACACGUUUGGCAUUUCUGCAUGUGGUAGAACUUCUAUCCGGGUUGAUGGUCGAACCAUAUUGCAACAUGAUGGAUUCACCGAUGUGCGAGUUGAAUACAUUAUGCAGCCAGGCGAUUUUGAAGUGCGCGCGACAAUCGAAAUGGAAGCGGGCCACGAAUACGAAGUCAUCAUCGAUGCAUUCUCGACUCUUGCGCCCUCGCCCUCGCCAGUCUUCACAAUGGCACCGCAAGCAACGCAGGUGGGUUUCAGCGAAAACCUGCCUUCGUGUAUUACACCUGAAAUUUCUGCGCUGGCUGAUCAAUGUGAUAUUGCUCUGAUCUUUACCGCAAACAACAAAGAGUACGAGUCAGAGUCUUUCGAUCGUCAGUCCAUGGACUUGUCCCCCCUACAGAAUGACUUGAUCAGCACUGUGGCACAAGCAGCACCCAAGAGCAUACUCUUCAACCAGACUGGAUCCCCCAUAAACAUGAUGCCAUGGAUUGAUCAUGUAGACGCCAUAUUCCAAUGCUGGUUCGCAGGACAAGAAGUUGGAAACGCGCUCGCUGAUCUUUUGAGCGGCGACUGCAACCCUUCGGGCAAGCUUCCAGUGACAUUCUCGCGACGAAUUGAGGAUUCUCCAUCCUUUGGGAAUUUCCCGACGGACGAAGAAUUGCAGGUGCAUUAUAGGGAAGGGCUGAAAAUGGGAUACCGUGCGCGCCAACAUCCCACGCCUUUGUUUGCUUUUGGACAUGGUUUAUCAUACACUCAGUUUGAGUUUGGUGACUUCCAUGUCGAUAUUGAGUCACCGAUCGAUGUUUGUGUGGUGGUAAACGUGAUCAAUGUAGGGGCGGUUGCUGGGCAUGAGGUGGUUCAGGUGUAUGUGGACGGAGUACUCAAGGGGUUUGCCAAGGUUUAUUUGACACCGGGAGAGAAUAAAGAUGUCCGGGUGUUUCUGGAUAAAUAUGCUUUCAGUGAAUGGGACUUCAUGGUUGGAUCUUGGGUGGUGAAUAGUCGCGGUUAUGAGAUUGAUAUUCGUUGGAAUGCAAAUACCGUCAUUUCGUCGGUUACACAUUUCAUAGAUCAAUAUAGCACUUGGCGUGGCUUAUAG
This is a messenger RNA of Talaromyces amestolkiae, 2454 nucleotides long. RefSeq lists its product as uncharacterized. The transcript has 4 exons. The record is from RefSeq and is a predicted model, not a curated record. Gene Ontology annotation, biological process: glucan catabolic process. NCBI's taxonomy places the organism in Eukaryota, Fungi, Ascomycota, Eurotiomycetes, Eurotiales, Trichocomaceae. The coding region runs from base 1 to 2454 and encodes 817 amino acids. Gene Ontology annotation, molecular function: beta-glucosidase activity.